UAUAGUUCCCACUGUGGAUCUAGGAAUGAGCUGUGUUUUCCUGGAGAGUUGUUCCCAUAGGACAUGGUAGUUACUGCAUCAGACAGCAGCAUGGAAGGACAGUGCAGCUCCAAAGAAGAAAGAAAGCUCAGAAAACCUCUAAUUGAGAAAAAAAGGCGGGAAAGAAUCAACAGCAGCCUGGAUCAGCUGAAGAGUAUUAUGGUUGAUGCGUACAAUCUUGAUCAAUCUAAACUGGAGAAAGCCGAUAUUUUGGAAAUUACAGUUCAGCAUAUGGAGACCAUGCAGAGGAGCACAUUGCUAGCUGACACCAGACAAAAUUUUGAGGCACAGCAAAGGUACAGCAGUGGUUAUAUCCAGUGCAUGCAUGAAGUCCAUGGUCUGCUUCUCAGCUGUCAAAGCAUGGAAAAGAGCACCACUUCAGGUCUGCUCAAUCACUUACUCCAGUCACUGCCCCAGACCAGUAGUGAGACCUGCCCAGUAGCUACAAGCUCUAGUGCCCCAGUGUUCCAGCCAUUGCAGUGCCAGCCUACAGCUUCAAUGACCACAGAAGCAUCAGUUACUGGUUGCAGCACAGAAUCAUUGCUGCUGACAUCCAGCUCCAGGCUCCCCCAAGAUCAGCAGAACACCAGGGCAACAAACAGGGAUGAGCCCUUUGUCUCUUCAGGAAUGCCAACAACUGCAGUCAGUACCAUUGCUGAGUCAUUUCCUAGCCAGCAGUUUCUACCACCAACAGAAACCAGUAUGUGGAGGCCUUGGUAACACAAAACAACUUUCAAGUGAUGGAUGGGAUAUAUAACAAGUGACAUACCACAAGGAUGUGCAUUAAAACUGUUUCAUUACUUGGUUAUAUGACAUAUCAGACACUCAUAUUGGUGGACAUUUCAAACAGCCAUAAAGUCUAGUAGUAUAAGACAGAAGAGGAGCACCAUAUGGUGAUGAAGUAUCAAACUGCUAGACCGAAGAAAACUAGUGAUUAUGUCUAAACAUUCUGUACUUGAAGAUGUCUAUUUUGUAUGGUAUAAUUGCAGGGGUAAUUUCAUUUUGCAGACCUCUAACCACACAAAAAAAGAAUUAAGUAAUACCCUCAAGAUUGUGGCACAUUUUGUGGAUAACAGUAAGAACACAUUUAGCUAGUUCUGGGUAACCCAGUAGGUCACUGAUAAAUGUCUGUCAUUUUAAACAUUCUGUUUAAAAUUUGUAUUUCUCUCGUUCUUAACUGGCAAUGUCCACACCUCCACAGACUCUGUUCAAACAUAUCUACUUCCUAAUUCACCUUAAUGUGCUCUUCGUGGUCAUAAACCAAGCUAUCACAUGCCUGGUAACAACAUUAUCACCAGAGCUAGCCUUCUCCUACGCAGUCCAGGGUGAAUGGCAAUGCUCUGGAUGCCAGUGGUAGGAAAUGCUGGCACCAAGUGUGAGAAACCCAAUGUAUUUUUAGUGAAGGAGACUUUAGUACCUCAGUAAAUGUUUUUCCUUGAGUUAGUUUACAGUCCUCCUUAAGCAAGUUUCACUUCUGACAGUGGAAGGAAGUAUAAGAUAUGCACUUAUCUCAUGGCAGAUAGUAAAAAUCUGUCAUUUUUCAUGUUGUAAACAAUGAGUCCUGCUUUAGAUUGACAUCUGCUUCUUUCUAAACAACAGCAUGUAAACAUAGCAAGAGAUGUACUUAUGUACUCUGAGACAAAUGGUUUUAAUGAAAAUGUUUGUGUUAUAUAGGACAAAAAGCUUGCGACUGACCGUGCUAGUCAUCCUGACACACGAGAUGCAGUGACAUUGUUUUGAAUA
Molecule: messenger RNA, 1782 nt
Organism: Protopterus annectens (West African lungfish)
Lineage: Eukaryota; Metazoa; Chordata; Ceratodontiformes; Protopteridae
Product: transcription factor HES-1-like
Exons: 4
Coding region: 64-759 (231 amino acids)
Biological process (GO): anterior/posterior pattern specification; regulation of neurogenesis; regulation of transcription by RNA polymerase II
Cellular component (GO): nucleus
Molecular function (GO): protein dimerization activity; RNA polymerase II cis-regulatory region sequence-specific DNA binding; DNA-binding transcription factor activity, RNA polymerase II-specific
Source: RefSeq, a predicted model, not a curated record